Sander lucioperca (pikeperch) is the source of this 4605-nucleotide messenger RNA. It is a transcript of the gene coro2ba, whose product is annotated as coronin, actin binding protein, 2Ba. NCBI's taxonomy places the organism in Eukaryota, Metazoa, Chordata, Actinopteri, Perciformes, Percidae. Gene Ontology annotation, biological process: actin filament organization. The transcript has 12 exons. The record is from RefSeq and is a predicted model, not a curated record. Bases 335 to 1765 code for a protein of 476 amino acids. Gene Ontology annotation, molecular function: actin filament binding.
GGCUGGAGCAUGAACUGUGGUCGAGACAGACAGAGACAGAGGGCUGACUGAGUGGCAGGAUGGGAGAGAUGGGUAAGAGGAGGAAAGGGGGGAGUGCUAGCCCUCCAGCUAUCAGUACCAGUAGGAGGAGAGAGUUUAAAGGGGAGGGGGGAGGAAAAACAUGAGAGUGAAGGAGGUAGAGCAGAGACAGCCUGCCUGCUUGGAUUUGAAGGGGAAGGAAGGAAGGAAGAGAGGAGAUCCUGGCAGCUCGCUUAGAAAGGACGGUGGAUGUUUGCAGUCUGAGAAGGCCGCAGCAACACUGUGACUAUAGUGUCACUGUAAGGACACUGGUAAGAUGUCAUGGCGUCCGACCUACCGAAGCUCCAAGUUUCGAAAUGUCUACGGAAAAGUGGGCAACCGGGAACACUGCUUCGACGGUGUCCCCAUUACCAAGAACGUCCAUGACAACCACUUCUGUGCUGUCAACUCCACAUUCCUGGCAGUUGUCACCGAGAGUGCCGGCGGAGGCUCUUUCAUUGUUAUACCUGUUUCCCAGUGUGGCCGCCUGGACUCUCAUUACCCAAAAGUGUGUGGACACCAAGGCAAUGUACUGGAUAUCAAGUGGAAUCCCUUCUUUGAAAACAUCAUAGCAUCCUGCUCUGAAGACACCUCGGUGCGAGUAUGGGAGAUCCCAGAGGGCGGUUUGAGGCGCAACAUGACGGAGGCGGUGCUGGAGCUGUACGGCCACAGCAGACGGGUGGGUGUGAUCGAGUGGCACCCCACCAGCAGCGCCAUCCUCUUCAGCGCUGGCUACGACUACAAGGUCUUGAUCUGGAACCUGGAGAUUGGAGAGCCGGUGAAAAUGAUCGACUGCCACACUGACGUCAUUCUCAGCAUGUCCUUCAACACAGACGGCAGCCUGCUGGCCACCAGCUGCAAAGACAAGAAGCUGCGUGUCAUUGAGCCGCGCUCUGGGGCAGUCCUUCAGCAAGCCAGCUGUAAGAACCACCGUGUAAACCGAGUGGUGUUCCUGGGCAACAUGAAGCGGCUGCUCACCACGGGGUUUUCACGCUGGAACACCCGGCAGAUCGCUCUCUGGGAUCAGGAGGAUUUGUCCAUGCCAAUUAUGGAGGAGGACAUAGACGGCCUCUCAGGACUGUUGUUUCCCUUCUAUGAUGCUGACACACACAUGUUGUACCUGGCAGGCAAGGGGGACGGCAACAUCCGUUACUUUGAGAUUACCACUGAGAAACCGUUCUUACAAUACCUAAUGGAGUUCAGGUCCCCGGCCCCACAGAAAGGACUCGGUGUGAUGCCAAAACACGGGCUGGAUGUGGGAGCUUGCGAGGUGUACCGCUUCUACAAGCUCGUCACCCUGAAGGGUUUGAUCGAGCCCAUUUCGAUGAUUGUGCCAAGAAGGUCAGACACAUACCAGGAGGACCUCUACCCCAUGACAGCAGGAACUGAACCUGCGCUGUCUGCCAGUGAAUGGCUGAGUGGCAUUAAUAGAGACCCAGUCUUGAUGUCCCUGAAGGAGGGUUACCAACGGCCAAACCAGUUAGUGUUCAAAGCCCCAGUGAAGGAAAAGAAGAGUGUAGUAGUGAAUGGGAUCGAUCUGCUGGAGAACGUACCACCCAGGACAGAGAACGAGCUCCUGCGGAUGUUCUUCCGGCAGCAGGAUGAAUUGCGGCGGCUGAAGGAGGAGCUGACCAUCAAGGACGUGCGAAUACGCCAGCUGGAGCUGGAGCUCAACAACCUGAAGAAUGUUAGCCCCAACAACGUCUGACCUCUCAGCCUCCUGGACUGGCAAAGCUGCUUCCUUUGCCCCCAAUUCUGACCUCCAACAAGCUUCUGAGCCCUCCUACGCCUCUUUUUUGAUAUAUCAUAACUUCACCCCUGCUGCCCUGCAUAGUGCACACAAUAAUAUGAUAGGUGUUGGAUAAUCUCUUUACUGGCGCAAUUACAGGAAUAUUGUAAUAAUUACAAAUAUCAUAAGUAAUGGUGACAAGGCAGUGUUCAUGGAUUUCCACCUUAACAUGAAAUCAAUCAUAGGGAAGGUUUGAGAUCCAAUCCAUUUAGGUAUUAUCUGUUUUUACAACGUAUAUCUAGCACACAUUAAGUGUUACGAUGAGUUAUUGCAUAUUUCCUGCCAGACCUCCUGAGUGUUUGUCUCACUGUGCCUACCCUAUCAUUCACCUUGCAAUACCUUGAUCACCACGCAAAACAAAAGCCCCUACACUCAUCCCCCUAUAAUGACCAAACCAUCUAAUUGUCGUGUUCUGCUAAGGCAAAACUGGAGGAUAAAAAGACUGUCACUGGCUCCUAUGUUCCUUCCCCAAGGCCUUACACCCUGCUGCAGACACAGUUUGCAGUGAGCUGCAACAUCAUCUCAAAAUGGCUGACAUGUGAAGUACUUCUGCACUCAACAGAUGAGACAAGCAGACAGGGAUCAUGUUUUUCACACAGCUGCUAAUCCUGUAGCUUCUUUACUCACCUUCAGAUGUUGCUGGCUGUAGAUUGACUUCACAAUACUGACAUAUACAGUAGCUACCCAAAAUGCAGUCUUUCUUCCCAAGGAUAGUGGGUAGUCCACUCACUUUAAGUGUUUUAUUCUUUAUUUAAAUAGUUGGAAAGCAGCAGGGGAGACAUGGAUCCAGAGGUGGUGGACUUGCGUUACUCGAAUAUGGUCUCAAGGGAAGCUUUGCUGGCUGUUAUUGUUUGUUAGGGCUAAUUUUGAGGAUGUGGGGUGAGGGGUGUGUGUAACGUAUAUUUGCUUCUAUUUAUUUGUCACUACCUUUUUAGCUAAUGACAUGUAUAUGUGUUAAUCCCAUUGUUUUUGUAUGAUGUGGCUGCGCAAUUAAUGAUUGUGAUGCGUGAUAGAUUAUGCUGAAUGUUUCCGGUUGAAAAGGCGCAAGAUUUGUGUGAAACUGUACCUUAUAUGGUAUGAAGUUGACUUUGACUCCCUCAACAUAACUUCAGAUAAGGUAUAACAAUAUAAUCUUGCCUUUUCAUAACAGUACAGAAAACUGGAAUAAUAACCAUCCUUUUACAUUUAAACUAAGUAUAUCAACAUUAGUGAGAUGUGUUUACUUGUAGAUGUGUAAUUUUGCUCUGGAGACUCCAGGUUUUUUCUUUCAGUCUGAAAUUUAAAAGAAAUGGGCAGUGGAUUAACACUUGAUUGGCUCUAUUAUACCAGGAAGGUUCAAGCGGUUACAAAAAAAGAUUAUGCUAAACUGUCCAUCCAGGACCAAUCACAUUCAGCCUUGUUUGAAUACUGAUUCUGCUCUUGAUGAGAAAGGAAAAAGAUGAAUCGGCCGUAUGCAUAGCAAGAAUGGAAUUUGUACCCAGAGUAAGUAAAAACUAAGUGAAGGUCACAAGUCUUCCCUGAUCCCAUCAUAGUGGAGACAUAAGGGUCCAAAACUUUACAGCUUAUGUUAAAACAAUCAGAAAAAAAACAUAUAAACCCUUUAAAUGUAGACUUGUACCACUGACACAUUAAUGGUAAAUGCGUACGUUUCUUGCAGGAAAAAUAAAAGGCUACAGUGAAAGUAGACAGUGGGAAAAGGAUCUACCAGAGAGGGCUCAGCUACAGUGGAGAGACAGGUGAAGUUGGGCUGGAGUUGUGUUAUGUCAGGCCUUCUAGUGAAGGUGUACUGAGGACUAAAACCAACCGCUUAACUGGUUAAUUGUAAAGGUAGGAUAACAGUACAGAAAGGUUUUUAUGCUCAAUAUGACAAACUCUCUUUAUACAGUUGUUGAAUGGCAUAUUGGCUUAGAGAAGUGUUACCAUGGCAGUUCCUCCAUAUUUGUUUGGUCUGCUGAAAAAUGCAUCGUAGAUCAGUUUUCCAUCAUCCUCGAUACCCUGAUGACCUAAAACUUGAAUCCUGUAUACACUUUACCAUUUGACUUGACUGUGAUGAACAAGGACCACAAACUUCAAAACGUAUAUAAAAAAGGGAUUUAUUGAAGUGAAUGGGAGGGAAAAAACAAUUUGGCUGAUGACAGUGGAUUUAACAUAUGGUGAAAAAUCACUGAGGUAGGCCAAUUUGACCAGUACGUAUAAUAGUGAAAACAAAGUCCUGUUUUCCAGAGUUUACACUUUGAAACAAUAAAUUUUCAAUGCACAUAAGUUUUAACCUCCAUUUCUAUCAAGUAUUUCUCUACACUACCACCACAAAUUCAAACAUUGCCACCUGUGUGUCAGAAAAGAAAAUGGAAAAAGCGAUAAUGGAUUCUGAUGUUGAACAUUUCUCUUUAUGGAAAGAUUAUGCAUACAAAGUUAUGUUCAAAUUCAAGAAAUGUCACACUGCGUAUUUUAGAUAAAGCAGCAUACAUAUUUAAUAUCUUAUUACAAUUCAUAGUUUCACCUCAGUUGUCUGUUCAAUGUCUGCCGUCAUCAAAGAGAAUACAAAAAAAUAGAUUUGGUCAUUAUUUACAAGAACACGUAAUUUCCGAACUAUCAAAGCUGAGGGUUUAAGGAGGAGGAGCAGCUUUGACGAGGGCAGACAUUUUCUUCUAGGAUUUAAAAAUAUGCCCUGUGAGUGUCACACUGUGCAUGUUCAGACACAAGUUUCACACCAGGACAGCAGAGAGUAUUGGCAUACUGGUGACACUACAAAUACAUAA